GAAUUCGAAGACAUGGACUUGACAGAUUGGUGCUGGUGCGUUUCCCCUUUGGAUGUUAUGCGUACACCGCGUCUCGGUUAGUGAUCCCCAAGGGGAACACAAGUCAAAUGCACCCCUUUAUGAACGAGUAUAAAAGACGUUGUUUCGUGGCGAGACAACCUCAGCUCACCUCUUCCACUUCGAGCUCCCCUACAAGCAUAGGUACUGGCUGCCUUGCUUGCUUUCAUUUGACGACUCACGACUGUAUCGCUUGACGCACUCUCACCAUCGUUACCCUAUCCACGACUCCUCAAGUCUUAUUUCACCAAGGUCACUGAGAAGUAUUUGAUCACUAUGCGUGCUACCCUCGCCGUCACUAUCGCUGCCAUGGCCGCUGCGCCCGCUCUUGGAGAGAUCCUCCACCUCCCCUUCCACAGGCUUGUCAACCCCCACCCUGCCAUGGCCCGUGGCCUCGAGUCUGAGGACUUGAUCGCCCGUCAGUUUUCUCACGGCGGUGGCAGUAUACACCACGGCGGCUCGCAUGGUCCUACGCACGGUGCCCCAGUGCGCCACUAUGGUCGCGAUUACCCCAGUGGCAGUAUACACGGCUCGCAUGGUCCUGGUGCCCCAGGGCGCCACCAUGGUCGCGAUUACCCCAGUGGCAGUAUACACGGCUCGCAUGGUCCUGGUGCCCCAGUGCGCCACCAUGGUCGCGAUCACGGCAGUGGCAGUAUACGCCACGGCGGCUCGCAUGGUUCCACACGUCCCCCAGUGCGCCACUACGGUCGCGAAGUCGACGAAGAGCUUGUCGUACGCGGCAUGGAGAUCGAUGACCUGGAUUGAAGGGCAGUAGAACAGUAUUGAAAGGCUUAGUCGCGGUUCCGGGCAGUGUUCACUACCAUGUAGUACUGCUAGGGUUUGGGGCGUGUUCAAUUGUAUGCAGAACGAAUCGUCUGUUUCACAUA
Rhodofomes roseus is the source of this 944-nucleotide messenger RNA. RefSeq lists its product as uncharacterized. The record is from RefSeq and is a predicted model, not a curated record. The coding region runs from base 334 to 822 and encodes 162 amino acids. The transcript is spliced from 3 exons. NCBI's taxonomy places the organism in Eukaryota, Fungi, Basidiomycota, Agaricomycetes, Polyporales, Fomitopsidaceae.